Acanthamoeba castellanii str. Neff is the source of this 921-nucleotide messenger RNA. RefSeq lists its product as uncharacterized. Gene Ontology annotation, biological process: signal transduction. The annotation marks the transcript as partial. NCBI's taxonomy places the organism in Eukaryota, Discosea, Longamoebia, Acanthamoebidae. The transcript is spliced from 5 exons. The record is from RefSeq and is a predicted model, not a curated record. Gene Ontology annotation, cellular component: cytoplasm.
AUGGCCGACACCGCUCGACGAAACGACCUCCGUGGGUUCGCCAUCGUUGCCCAAGAGGCCCUGCGGUGGGCAGAUAUGGCAGAAGCCAUGCGCACGCUGGUCGUCGAGACGCAGGCGCUCGAACGCGACGAGCAGGAGCUGCUUGCGCUGGCCUACCGGAACCUGCUGCAGCCCAUCCGCAGCGCAUGGCACACCAUCACCUCCCUCCUGCCCUCGCCCGACCACCCCAACCCCUGCGCACUCGUCGGAGGUGGUGGCAAGGAGGCCGCGAUCAGGCGGUAUCGGGAAAAGCUCGAGGCCGAUGUGCUGGGCGUGUGCGAGGAGGUCAUCGCCCUUCUCCAACCGCUCCAGGUCGCUUCCAGACACGAUGCCGCCUCACUCGUCUUUCUGCACAAAAUGGCGGGCGACUACCACCGCUACAUGGCGGAGGUGACCACGGGCGCGGAGCGAGCCCGCGCCGAGGAGAACGCCAUCAGCGCCUACGUGGCCGGAUCGGCGCUGGCCAAGCGGGUCCUGGCCGGCAGUGCCCCGCUGCGGCUUGGGCUGGCGCUCAACUACUCCGUCCUCUGCCACCACCACCUCGACCAACUCGCCCAGGCCAUCGCCAUCGCCCAGGCGGCGGUGGAGGCGGCGGAAGUAGGGCUGGCGGGGCUCUCGCGGGAGGACAGGGAGGACAGCGGCUCGAAGCGGGGCCUGCUGGUGUCCAAUCUCAAGGAGUGGCGGGCCGAGCAGCGCCGGCGGCAACAACAGGCGGAGGCCGAGUCCAAGAAGCAGGCGCUGGUCGCCGCAGCGCUGCGCGAUGCCGAGGACCAACCUCAGACUAAGAGCGACUACGAGUGCUACGACGACGACGACAACAAGGAAAACGAGUCCUGGAGAAGUCGCGAUUUUGACGGCAUCGACCUGCUUCCGCCGAGUCUC